This is a messenger RNA of Metarhizium brunneum ARSEF 3297, 1482 nucleotides long. It is a transcript of the gene MRS6, whose product is annotated as Rab proteins geranylgeranyltransferase component A. Gene Ontology annotation, biological process: small GTPase-mediated signal transduction; protein geranylgeranylation; vesicle-mediated transport. Gene Ontology annotation, molecular function: GDP-dissociation inhibitor activity. NCBI's taxonomy places the organism in Eukaryota, Fungi, Ascomycota, Sordariomycetes, Hypocreales, Clavicipitaceae. Gene Ontology annotation, cellular component: nucleus; Rab-protein geranylgeranyltransferase complex; cytosol. The record is from RefSeq and is a predicted model, not a curated record.
AUGGAAUCCCUCUCAGACACACAGUGGGAUGUAGUGAUCAGCGGCACAGGGCUACAGCAGUCCCUUCUGGCCCUAGCUCUUUCGCGGUCGGGGAAGAAUGUCCUCCACGUCGACCCUAACGAGUACUAUGGCGGUGCCGAGGCUGCGUUGAGUCUUCAGGAGGCGGAUGACUGGGCUGCGAGGCACAGCGGUCCGGAUGCCACUCCGUUUGCUGGAGCGCAGAUUACCAAGGAGAGUGAAGGUCUUGCAGCUUCACGAUCGUAUAAUAUUCCUUUAGCUCCGCAGCUGAUCCUCGCACAAUCUGAGUUGGUUAACCAGUUGGUUUCGUCGAAGGCCUUUCGGCAGAUCGAGUUCCUGGCCGUCGGGUCGUUCUUCAUCUAUCAGGCCGCUGGGGCAUCCUCAGAGCCAACACUCAGUCGGAUACCGUCCACGAGAGAAGAUGUCUUCUCCAAUACCACUAUUCCAGCUCGUGCGAAGCGCUCGUUGAUGAAGUUUCUCAAGUUUGUUCUUGAUUAUGACACCGAGUCGCAGGCUGAGUUGUGGAAACCGAGCGAAUCAGAACCACUUGCCGAGUUCCUGGAAAGGGAAUUCAAAUUGGAUGGUGACUUGCAGUCAUAUGUCGUCACCCUAACUCUCUCCGCAGAUGGCAAAAUCUCGGUAGGCGAUGGGUUGGCCGCUAUUCAUCGUCAUCUUACCUCUAUGGGCAUGUUCGGAGCUGGCUUCGCGGCCGUGUAUCCCAAAUGGGGGGGCCUGUCAGAAGUGGCUCAGGUAGGUUGUCGUGCCGGUGCUGUUGGCGGCGCUGUUUACAUGUUGGGGACUGGCAUCUCCGAGGUGCAGCGCAUGGAUUCUGACGGCGAGACAAACGUCCAAGUUUCUCUCGCCAACGGCGUGGUCGUAAAGUCAAAAACUUUAGUCCAAAGCACCAAAGAGACUUCAACCGAUAGUGUCCUUCUCAGCAGACUCAUCGCUGUUGUCAACUCCCCCGUGCCCAGCGUGUUGCAAGUCGUUGUUGAGGGUGCCCCAACACCAUGCGCAGCAGUAGUAGCAUUCCCUGUCGGUUCCAUUUCAACUGAUGAUGGCACUGCCUCUGGGUUUCCCAUUUAUGCCUUGGUUCAUUCCAGUGAUACUGGUGAAUGUCCAGCCGGACAAUGCAUCGUGUAUCUGAGCACAGUCUCUAGCUCCACUUCCAAGAGUCUUCUGAGUAAUGCACUCUCAUCUUUCCUGAACGCAAUCCCAACAUCUGAGCCGCCUGAAUGCCUCUGGCGGAUGCAUUAUGAACAAGUAACUGGUACAGGCUCCUUUGCCUCGGAAGACAAUAUUGGAACCUUUGACUGGAUAACGUCCGAUUUGGCUCUCAACGACUCUAUCCUACAGUAUGUGAAAAAGGCAUGGCAAUUUGUUGGUGGGGCUGAUGAAGAAAAUUACAUGCAAUUUGAGGAUAGGGAAGGCGUUAAUGAUGACGAUGAUGCAUUUGUUAACUAA